Messenger RNA from Lathyrus oleraceus (garden pea), 519 nucleotides. Its product is annotated as RING-H2 finger protein ATL79. The record is from RefSeq and is a predicted model, not a curated record. Lineage: Eukaryota; Viridiplantae; Streptophyta; Magnoliopsida; Fabales; Fabaceae. The transcript has a single exon. Bases 1 to 519 code for a protein of 172 amino acids. Gene Ontology annotation, biological process: protein ubiquitination.
AUGGAAAAUGACGAUGAUCACAACGUUAUUGUCCUACUUAUUGUCGCGGGUUCAGCAAUAUUUGUUGUUGUCUCAAUGUAUCGUGUCCUGACCAUUUGGUUUUGUCACCACCAAAGCACCACGGCAGAUCAAAACCCCCCACAACCACCGCCGUUGGCCGCAACACCGAGCCUCGGCGAAAGGGCAUCCUCAUCAAUAGUACACCUAAUUCCAACACACAUGUAUCAUAAGAGAAAUAAAGUUGACGUGGUUUCGGAUGAUGAAGGCGAAGGCGGCACCUGUGCUGUUUGUUUGGGAGAUUUUGAGGAGGGUGAUGAGUUGAAGACUAUGCCGGAGUGCUUGCACUCUUUUCAUGUGCAUUGUAUUGACAUGUGGCUCCGUUCGCAUUCGAGUUGCCCUAUUUGUCGCGCUGGUGCCGGUGCUGCCCCUUUGCCGGCGAUGAGUGCAAAUCAUCGCAGCAUAGAUAUGAAUAUGGCUCCACUAGGUCCUGUCAGGCAAAGUGGAUUGCUGCGAUGGUGA